AUGAAGGGAAUAUCUUAUGGAGUGGAGGUAAUCGUAUUUGUUUCGGUAGAUAUGCUCUUCAGGCACUUGAACCCACUUACAUCUAGACAAAUAGAAGCAGAGCGACGAGCAAUGACACAAUAUGCACGUCGUGGUGGAAAAAUAUGGGUACGUUUAUUUCCAGACAAACCAGUUACAGUAAGACCUACGGAAAGCAGCUAUAAAAGGGAUUCGGGGAAAGGAUCUCCCGAAGAUUGGAAAGGCGAUUUCAAUAGCGGCGCCCAAAAUGCCUAUACGAACUCAAUUCAUUAUUGCGGGAUAGGGAUGUGGAACCAAAGGAAAGAGAUCUUUACCCAUUUGAAUGUAGCGGACAACAGCGGGGCUCGAGAAUUGAUGUGUAUUCAAAUCAUAGGAGCUAGUAAUCGCCGAUAUGCUCAUAUUGGUGACGUUAUUCUUGCUGUAAUCAAAGAAGCAGUACCCAAUAUGCCUCUAGAAAGAUCAGAAGUGAUCAGAGCUGUAAUUAUACGUACAUGUAAAGAACUCAAACGUGACAACGGUCUGAAAAUACGAUAUGAUGAAGCUGCAAUGCUGCAGUUGUCAUUGAUCAAGAAGGAAAUCCAAAAGGAACUCGA
Messenger RNA from Ilex paraguariensis (yerba mate), 611 nucleotides. NCBI's taxonomy places the organism in Eukaryota, Viridiplantae, Streptophyta, Magnoliopsida, Aquifoliales, Aquifoliaceae. The record is from the annotation of a GenBank genome assembly.